Messenger RNA from Acanthosepion pharaonis, 1629 nucleotides. Lineage: Eukaryota; Metazoa; Mollusca; Cephalopoda; Sepiida; Sepiidae. The record is from the annotation of a GenBank genome assembly.
AUGCAGAUAAAAACAUUUCUGUUCAAAGAAAAGCGACAUUUCAUUCUAUUCUUGAGCGAAGCAACGUGUUUCUUUCUCUCAAAUGUAUGUAUCUCUCUCUCUCUCUCUCUCUCUCUCUCUCUCUCUCUCUCUCUCUCUCUCUCUCUAUCUCUCUACGUCUGCUCAUAUUCGUUUCUCUCUAUCUCUCUCUACGUCUUCUCAGAUCCAGCUCUCUUUCUCUUUCUUUUUCUCUCUCUAUGUCUUUUCAUAUCUUGCUCUCUCUCUCUCUCUCUCUCUCUCUUUCUCUCACUACGUCUUCUCAUAUCCGGUUCUCUCUGUCUCUCUCUCCGUCUCUACGUUUUCUCAUAUUCGUCUCUCUCUCUGUACGUCUAUUCAUAUCCAGCUCUCUCUAUGUCUUUUCAUAUCUUGCUCUCUCUCUCUCUCUCUCUCACACACACACUACGUCUUAUCAUAUCCGGCUCUCUGUAUAUGUCUUCUCAUAUCUUGCUCUGUCUCUCCCACUCUCUCUACACACUCUCUCCCUCAACGUUCUCAUAUCCGGCUCACUCUCUCUCUCUCUACGUAUUCUCAUAUUCGGCUAACUCUCUCUCUCUCUACGUAUUCUCAUAUCCAACUCAUUCUCGCUCUUCUCUGUCUUUUUACGUUUUCUCAUAUCCGUUUCUCUCUCUCUCUCUACGUUUUCUGAUAUCCGGUUCUCACUCUCUCUACGUCUUCUCAUAUCCGACUCUCCCUCUCUCUCUCUACAUCAUCUCAUAUCUGUCUGUCUCUCUACGUCGUCUCAUAUUGGUUCUCUCUCACUCUCUUUCUACGUAUUCUUAUAUCCGACACACUCUCUCUCCGUCUUCUCAUAUCCGUCUCUCUCUUUCUCUCUCUCUACGUCUCAUAUCCGACUCUCUCUUUCUCUACGUUUUCUUAUAUCCGGCUCACUUUCUAUCUACGUCUUCUGAUAUCCGGUUCUAUAUCUUUUUCUCUCUCUACGCCUUCUUAUAUCCGACUCUCUCUUUUUUCCACGUCUUCUCAUAUCCGGCUCACACACACUCUCUCUCUCUCUCUAUCUCUCUCUCUCUCUUUCUCUCUCGCUCUAUCUAUCUCUCACUCUCUAUCUCUACGUAUUCUUAUAACCGGCUAACUCUCUCUCUACCUCUCUCUACGUCUUCUCAUAUCCGUCUCUCUUUCUCUCUACAUCUUCUCAUAUCUGUCUCUCUCUCUCUUUCAUUCUCUCUACGUCUUCUCAUAUCCGGCUCUAUCUCUCAUUCUUUCUUUCUCUCUCUCUCUCUCUCUCUACGUCUUCUCAUAUCCGACUCUCUCUUUCUCUACGUUUUCUCAUAUCCGGCUAACUUUCCCUCUCUACGUCUUCUGAUAUCCGGCUCACUCUGUCUCUCUCUCUCUCUCUCUACGUCUUCUCAUAUCCGGCUAACUAUCUCUCUCUCUCUCUCUCUCUCUCUCUCUCUACGUCUUCUCAUAUGCAACUACAUUCUCGCCCUCAUAUCCUUCUCAUAUCCGACUCUCUGUCAUCUCACCCUGCUCUCUCUCUCUCUCUCUACCUCAUCUUAUAUCCUGGUCUCUCUCUCUCUCUUUCUCUCCCCCCUCUCUCUCUACAUCAUCUGGUAUAUACCUAUCUGUCUUUGA